UGACUUAACGAAUCAAUAUGCUAAUCAAGCAUGCUAAUGUGAAGUAAUAACGAAUCAGUGAAAGAAUUAGUGAACAAAUCAGAUAACAGAUCUAAAAAGGAGUCAGUGAAUGAAUCGUGAAUAAAUCAGUGAAGUAAUCAUGCAAGGACUCAGUGAAUGAAUUAUGAAUGAAUCAGUGGUGUCAGUGAAUGAAUCAGUGAAGUAGUUAGUGAAUGAAUCGUGAAUGAAUCAGUAACGUAAUCAAUUAAUGAGUCAGUGAAUGAAUCAUGAAUGAAUCAGUGAGGGAGUCAGUGAAUGAAUCAUGAAUGAAUCAGUGAGGGAGUCAGUGAAUGAAUCAUGAAUGAAUCAGUGAGGGAGUCAGUCAAUGAACCGUGAAUAAAUUAGCAAAUUAAUCAGUGAAUGAAUCAGUGGAUGAAUCAGUUAAUGAAUCAGUGGAUGAAUCAGUUAAUGAAUCGGUGAAUUAAUCAGUGGGUGAAUCAGUUAAUGAAUCAGUGGAGUCAGUGAAUGAAUAAUGAAUUAAUAAUUGAAGGAGUCAAUGAAUGAAUCAAUUAAGCAGUCAGUGAAUGAAUGAAUGAAUCUUUUAGCUGAAUGAAGUGUAUGUAUGGUACACGUAAUAUCUCGUGUGUCCUGGAGUGGCGUUUUUGUUGUUUCCACACAGUGAGGAAACUUUCAGCAAAUCAAUAUUCAAUAAAACCAUUUCCACAAAUCAAUAACAACGAGAGCCAUUUCCUGUCUCUUCAGCUAAUGUACUGUGUGCUUAUGUCCUGUGUAUCUGCCCAUCUGCUCCCUGUGUGUGUGUGUUUGUGCUCAGGUGAGUCCCUCUACCUGCACACAGUCGCACAGGUUUGUCGCACAUUAGUGCUGUAUGAUGGACGGAGCGAGUGUUUUCAUCACCAUUCAGAAGGUGUACUACCCGCUGCUGUGCAUUCUGGGUAUUCCAGCGAACCUCUUCAUAUUCUACAUGUUGUGUUGGCGUGUGUGUGGCAUGUCGGACUCGGCACGCGUGUACCUGAGCUGCUUGGCGCUGGUGGACACGUGGUACCUGCUCUGGGUGACGCUGCUGGACCUGAGCCUGGUGUUCCUGCAGCCGCAGCCGUUCUGGCACACUCACCCGUGGUGCAGCGUCAUAAACAUCCUGCAGUUCGGAAUGUUCUACGCCUCGGCCUGGCUCGUCGUGGCCUUCACCAUCGAGCGCUACCUGGUGUUCAGAGUGAUGGUGAGCCCACAGCGUCACCAGCAUUUCAGACACGCCCUCCUCACCUGCAUCACCAUCGUCCUGCUCUCACACCUGGCCUCCAUUCCUCUCAGCUGGAUCAACGCCGUGGUGCAGGUGAACAUGACUCUGAAUGGACAGACCGUUACGGUUCCGCGUUGUCUUUAUCGAGACGCGUUCUACUCCACUGUGGUGGUUUGGGUCACAUCCUUCCUGUCCAGCGGAGUUCCCAUCCUGCUCGUCAUCAUCUUUAACUCUCUGAUCGCGUACCAGCUGCUCGGCUCCGGUCGUCUCUUCACUAAAGAGGAAUGCCGGACGAUCCGGACCUCUCGGACACGAGGUUCCGCCCGCAGGACACUGCUGCUGCUCGGGAUCGUCUCGGUGACGUUCGUGGUUCUCAGCUUGCCACGCUUCGUUACCUACUGCAUCCUGCGCACCAAACACAACCAAAAGGACUUCGACCGAGACAAUUACUCCAUCGCCAUCAAUGUCAUCAGCGACGUGGCCAACAUGCUGCACAACCUCAACUCCGGCACCAACUUCCUGCUGUACUGCGUGGUCAGCCGCAGGUUCCGUCACGAGAUCGUCAACACGUUCCGGUGCCGAGUCCGAGCUCGAGAACUCGGCUCCUUCUUCACACAAACCACCAUGAAGGUCUUCUCUGUGGCCGAGCGCAGAGAACCGGCAGGACGAGACCCGGUCUCCAUCGUUCUAACCAAACUUGGAACUCGAACGGUUCCACCGUCUUCUGGACCCUGAGAGAGUGAUUUUAAACACACUG
This is a messenger RNA of Ictalurus furcatus (blue catfish), 1994 nucleotides long. RefSeq names its product probable G-protein coupled receptor 139. The coding region runs from base 866 to 1972 and encodes 368 amino acids. Gene Ontology annotation, biological process: G protein-coupled receptor signaling pathway. The record is from RefSeq and is a predicted model, not a curated record. Lineage: Eukaryota; Metazoa; Chordata; Actinopteri; Siluriformes; Ictaluridae. Gene Ontology annotation, molecular function: G protein-coupled receptor activity. The transcript is spliced from 4 exons. Gene Ontology annotation, cellular component: membrane.